ACAGAUGGCACACAUGCACUCCUACACUCACAUACACUGUUCCUUUAGCUCUUCCCCAAAAAACACAAUGGAUACUGUUUGAAUGGGAAAAACAUUUUUAAUAAUUACUUGUAAGCAAGUUCGUAUUGUUAUUGUGUUAUUCGAUGUAACAUCAGAAUCAGGUGGAAUUGCUGUUUCUGAUAAAUAUGUAUUUAAGAGGAUUUCUGGCUCUUGCCAUCCUCACCAUGGGCAUCAGUUCAUUUCAUGCGGAUUGGACAGAAAUGGGAUCUGGGAUUCAGGAGUCAGAUAUUAUAUACAGCAAAGGUCCCCAGACUGUACGUUCUUACCUACAGCAAAAGUCUCCAGAUUGUACCCUCCUACCUAUUUCAGGAACUGCAACAUCGUUUAAAUCCUUUCACCCAAAAGGUGGAUUUACUGAGGCUCCUGUCUAGUCUUGUGCCACAGAGUAAGAACACAUCUCUGUUCAAGGAUAAUGAGGGAUGCUCUGUGUUGAACGUUGGACUCUAUUCAACCUUGACUCUGCCAACGAGACAAGCAUUUGGCACAAGUUUUACGGAUGAGUACAGUGUACUCCUUCAGCUACGCAGCUCUCAGGAUGUAGACCGCAGCAUCCUCACCAUUCUGGACUUCUACAAUCAGGUGACGCUUCAGAUUCGCCUCAGUCCCUCAGGUUUCACCUUCAUCACUGCCCAUCAGCAAAACUACGAGUUUUUAGUGUCAGGCCUUUCUGAUUCGCAGUGGCACUGGGUCUCAGUGGGAGCCUCUGUGGAAUAUCUGGCAGUAUAUGUAAACUGUGUACUGCUGGAGAAAAUCAGAUGGACUUUUCCAUACCUGGGCAUCCCUGCAGACGGUCUAAUGAUGGUUGGGGGCAUCCUGCAGGGCUUUGAGACACCUUUUGAGGGGGAUAUCAGGCAGAUGAUGUUCAUCAUAGGUGAUGGCAAAGCUGCUCAAAAUCAUUGCAGACUCCAUCAGCCGGUGUGUGGAACUUCAGUCAGCAACACAGAGACUCCAUCGCUGUCCUCAACCAGCCUGAUAGAAGACCCAGUAAGCUCUGCAGAGUCCUUCAGUGGAAGAAUGGAUCCUUUUAUUACAGGCACUAUUGAAAAUCCCAGGCCUCAAACGGAGGAAGCAGACAUGCUGGAUCCGCUCAAUUUUAUUCCCUUUGAUGAGCUGAACCCUCCAUCCCAGAGGGGCGACUACAAGCCGACUGAUGGUUUACGAGUGCUGGAGGAAUCCAAGAGGCAAAAACCCCCUCACAUCACAUCGUACACCAGGAUUAAGGGCAGCUCUGAGAACCAGGCACAGUCUCCCACAGCUAAAUCUACAGUUAACGAUCUGCAGUCACAAAAACAACAAACAGGUCGGGUGGAUGUAGUUCCCUCAGAACCCUCAGAGGACAUCAUCGACCUGGAUUCCUCAACUGAUAUCAGGCAUGUAAAUAGGAACCAUGUGCAUGCACAGUUCCUUGACCUGAACCUGACAGAAGAGGACCUAUUACCUUCAGGGACAUACAUCAACUCUAAAUCUGGCACAGGCUCCACAGACGUACUUAGCCAGAAAGGCCAUGAAAAAUCAAAGACCCAUAAUGAGAAAUUGGCACACCAAGGCACCACAAGGAGUCAACUUAAACACGGGGAUCUUUUCACAGGAUCUGAUGGCAAGAGGUAUCGGAUGUUGAGAGGACCCCCGGGACCUGUUGGGCAUCCAGGGAAAAGAGGUUGUGCCGGGACCAGAGGAUUCAUUGGAUUUAAGGGAGAGAAGGGAUAUCAAGGAGAAAGAGGGCUAGACGGUCCACGGGGUAGCCCAGGUCCUCCAGGACCAGCAGGAUUACCUUCACUCUACCUGUGGCACAACACUCAGGAAGAAUGGGAUGCGUUCAUGAGAACUUCAUAUUACCAUUUGCUGGUUGCAGGAUGGCCUAGAGAGACUGGGCCUCCUGGACCAAUUGGGGAAAUGGGAAGUCCCGGACCACCUGGGAUGCCAGGAGAACCUGGAGAGAGGGGACUGCCAGGUCGACAUGGUGACAUGGGCGAUUUAGGGCCGAAGGGUGUGUGUGGCCGGGCAGGGACCUCAGGAAGAGAUGGAGAGAAUGGGCUGAAUGGACAACCAGGUCUUCCAGGAACACCUGGUCUGCCAGGGCUUCGGGGUUAUAAAGGUGAAUCAGCGCCCCUCGGAGACAAAGGAGAGCCGGGUUUUCCAGGCAUUUCAGGUCACAGAGGGGAAAGAGGAGAGACUGGAUUAAAGGGUUCAAAGGGUGAAGUUGGGUUGAGAGGCUCUGUUGGUCCUCCAGGCCCUAUAGGUGUCAGAGGGGUUGAGGGUUUUCCUGGACCACCUGGGCCAGAGGGAAAUUUUGGGCAUUAUGGGAAACGUGGCCCACCAGGAUCGAUGGGAGCUCCAGGGGCUACGGGGAUGGUUGGGGUGCAGGGAGUUAAUGGCUCUGAAGGCGAGUUUGGACCUAUAGGCCCAGUGGGUCGAAAAGGCCCUCAGGGACCUGCUGGUACAGAAGGAAUCAGAGGCCUCCCUGGUCUGCCUGGAUUACAGGGACCACCAGGAAACGAUGGACCUCGUGGACUUAAAGGUCACAUUGGACUCGAAGGUCCAGUGGGAAACAAAGGACUACAUGGAAUUGAAGGGCCAAUGGGUUUACCUGGAAAUCCAGGUCCAAAGGGCUUUCUAGGCCACACAGGCAGCAAAGGCCUGGAUGGAGAGAGAGGUGAUCCUGGACCAAAAGGAGAAAGAGGUGCAGCUGGAGCACCAGGCAUUAUGGGCCCGCAGGGAGAGAGAGGCCAUGUUGGUCUUAUAGGCUUACCCGGGGCCAAAGGUCAGCCAGGGUCUCCAGGUAGCCAGGGUGAAGAUGGUGAAGUGGGUCUCCAGGGAAUGGUUGGAAAGGAGGGCCCAAAGGGGAAUAGAGGGGAAUCUGGACACAAUGGAAUAACAGGAAUCAGAGGACAACGGGGACGAGAAGGUCAAAGUGGCCCACCUGGUGGGUCUGGACUACCGGGUCUCAAAGGCCCACCAGGGACUGAGGGAGCAGAUGGAAAGCCUGGUACACAGGGUGUUCCUGGUUCAGUUGGAAGCCCGGGAGAUAAAGGACCCAACGGUUUUCAUGGAAUAGCUGGAGAACCUGGAAAAAGCGGAGCCAUGGGUGCACCGGGCUCCCCUGGUCGGCCUGGUCAAGAUGGCAGCCCAGGAGUCUCAGGAGAGAGGGGUUUGGCAGGAAAGCCAGGUGUCGAAGGUCCACAGGGCCCUGUGGGAAUGUAUGGUUAUCCAGGGACGAGAGGCCUAUAUGGUAGACCCGGCCAUAUAGGAGAACGGGGUGAGCCUGGUGUAAGAGGAACUGUUGGUAAACCUGGAAAGAGAGGACUCCCUGGUCCUCCUGGCAUACCUGGAGAAAGGGGCCCACCUGGACCUCAGGGCCGCCAAGGUGAGAUAGGACCAACUGGUAUAGAAGGACCACCUGGUUCAGCAGGGCAACCAGGCUUUGUAGGCACACCAGGGAAACCUGGUCCUGCUGGCAGUCCUGGACCACAAGGACCAAGUGGAAACAUGGGGCCUGUUGGGUUGCCAGGAGCACCAGGAGCUGCUGGGAGAAUCGGACCACCUGGAGAGAAAGGACAACAGGGUUCACCAGGACCUCUAGGUGUCCCUGGAUCUACUGGCCUGUCUGGACAGCAGGGAUUUCCUGGUCCUCAGGGGUUUGAAGGGGCAUCAGGGAGGAAGGGGGAACAUGGCUCAGCCGGGCCUGUUGGAAAGCCGGGACCAAUGGGCAUUCCAGGAGAGGUGGGUCAACAAGGAUCUCAAGGGAUGCAGGGAAAGAGAGGACCAAGUGGCAAAGAGGGGGUUGCAGGACUUGAGGGCAGAAAAGGUGAUCCAGGUCCUAAAGGACAGAAGGGUGACCCUGGGAUGCAGGGGUUCCCUGGGGACACUGGGCAUCCAGGAAUAUUUGGGGCCCAAGGAUCAAGAGGGCAAAAGGGUGAUAAAGGCUAUGCUGGAUUUAUUGGUCAAAGUGGACUGAUGGGGAAACCUGGACCAGCAGGACUGUUGGGAUUAGAGGGUCUGAUGGGAUUCAGAGGAUCGCCAGGUAAAGAUGGACAACCAGGGCCAAAGGGUGAUCCUGGCAUUAAUGGCAUACCCGGAGCGCUUGGGGAACCUGGUAAGCAGGGGGCAACUGGACAAAGAGGACUAAAGGAUGAGAUGGGAAAACCUGGACCACAGGGAGCUCCUGGUCCCAGAGGCGCUGAAGGCUUGACAGGCCCUAAAGGUUUACCAGGACCUGAAGGUUCAAAAGGUGACCCAGGCAGGCCAGGGCCUCCAGGAGAGGUGGGGCCAGAUGGCUUUCCUGGAAUCAGAGGGCCUUCAGGACUUCCGGGAUUAGAGGGCCUUCAAGGGGCAAUAGGAGCUCUGGGGUCUGCUGGGCCUCCAGGAUCUCAGGGUCCAAAGGGCAGACCUGGCAUCAGUGGACGGGGUGGACAGAAAGGCCAGAAGGGGAAAGAUGGCCGAGAUGGGCAACCUGGAAUUACUGGGAACCCUGGACGACCAGGCAAAAGAGGGAAAGCUGGACAGAAAGGACCAAGAGGGAUCAGAGGAGUGAAAGGACAACGAGGGGCUGUGGGGUGGACUGGACCAGCAGGAAGGCCAGGUUCAUAUGGUUUACCUGGGAUAAAUGGAGAAAAAGGAAUAAAAGGUGAACAAGGACCACAGGGAGAAAGGGGGGAAAUGGGACCACAUGGACCACCUGGUAUUGAUGGAAUGAAGGGAACACUGGGGUUUGUUGGAGAAAUCGGUAAAGACGGGCCAAAAGGAGAGCAGGGUGAUAUUGGACCACGGGGGCGACAAGGGAACCCAGGUUUUCCUGGAAUGCCUGGCCUGUUUGGAGGAAAGGGCUUAAAGGGUUUUUCUGGUCUUCCUGGACGUGCUGGAAUAAAAGGGUUACCUGGACCACCUGGUCCUCCAGGACCACCAGGAAUAUCUUUAAACCUCACAAUGGCUCAGCUAAAGGGCCUUAUGUACCAAUCAGAUGGGCCCAACUACCCUCUCAUCAGAAAUCUCCUCAACUCCUUACAGCAAGACCUGCGGCUCUUUGUUGAUCCACCUGAUGGCACUAAAGAGCAUCCGGCAACCACCUGUUUGGAGCUGAUGAUAUGCCACCCGAAUUACACUGAUGGAAUGUAUUAUAUCGAUCCAAACCAAGGCAAUCAUGCAGAUGCAAUUCUAGUCUACUGCAGCUUUAGUUCAGGAGGUCAGACGUGUCUUUCUCCAGUCCGGUCACAGGUCCCUGUGAAAGCCUGGCUAAGAGGAUCACAGGAGGAUUCUUUCACUUGGCUGAGCAGGAAGGAGCAAGGCUUUCAGUUUGUGUAUACAGAAACCAGCGUGGUGCAGAUGAGGUUCCUGCGGCUAAACAGCUAUCAGGUCACACAGAACAUUACUUUCUCCUGCGGGCAAGGGAGCCGGCAGGGUUCAAGCGAGCGAGAAAUUCAAUUUCUUGCUGAUUCUCGGAGACAGAGUUUCUUAGGGACGUUACGGGAUUGCGUGUCAGUGGAGGAGCUGGAUACAGGACCUCAAGAGUCUGUGUUCCAGUUUGAAACCGAAGACCGGGAGCUUUUGCCGAUCAGAGACUUAGCAUUGUAUGGCCACAGCGACCUUGCAGAAGAAUUUGGAUUUACUAUUGGACCUGUGUGUUUCAGCUAGAAACCUCCAGACAGCACACACACACACACACACACACACACACACUCCUACAGACACACACACAUUCCUACAGACUGCUGACUGCUGUGCUGGUGUUAAUUGGUCUGUCAUUAAACACAGCCACAUUUGCAGACAAAAGGAGCGAAGCAAUUCUUCGAGCAUUAACUAUAUUGGACAUUGUUGUUUUUGCAAGAAAUCGAAAAAUGAACCAGCUGACACUUUCCACUUUCUUUUCCCGUUUAGUUUACCGAGGUUGCCAAGGUCGGCAAUGAUUCUUCGCUGCACACGUUGUUGAAAUGAACUGUUUUUUUGUUUUUUCUGUUGUUGUUGUAUAGUGUUUACAAAGCUCUUUGGUGUAAAUGAGUGCUUCAUAUUUAUGUUCUAGUGCAUGCCAUCCUCCAGGUUUCGUGUAAAGCCGCUGGUACUAUUCAAUCACCUGGUUUGCUCAAAGAUGCACUCUCUUUUCAGGUUGACCCAACAUAUGACCAAACGCACUGUGAUCUUAGCUGAAGUUUAAGAUGUAGGAUGUAAGAGUGGACUCCAAACGAAUCAAAUAAAUUACUGUUAAAAGUUCCGUGAUAUUGCAUAUUGAUUUGUAUCAAACGAACCGAAUGGUGAAAACGUCAGGUCUAUAAAUAUGAAAUAUUGCAGAGGUAAACGUAUAAGCAGUAGAAAAAUCGUGUCAGAAAUUAUAUUUGGGUGCUGCUGUUUCUGGUGCUUUUUUUUAUGUACAAAGAUGUUUGAUGUUCAUAAUGUUCAAGGUAUGUUAAUUUAUAUGCUGGUCAUUGAAUUAAUGACAUUAUGACAAGACUUUUACAUAUUCUAAUGAAUUGUAAUAAACUUUUUUUGUGUCUGA
Silurus meridionalis is the source of this 6544-nucleotide messenger RNA. Its product is annotated as collagen alpha-1(I) chain. Gene Ontology annotation, molecular function: extracellular matrix structural constituent. The record is from RefSeq and is a predicted model, not a curated record. The transcript has 69 exons. The coding region runs from base 244 to 5688 and encodes 1814 amino acids. Lineage: Eukaryota; Metazoa; Chordata; Actinopteri; Siluriformes; Siluridae.